Molecule: messenger RNA, 454 nt
Organism: Sphaeramia orbicularis (orbiculate cardinalfish)
Lineage: Eukaryota; Metazoa; Chordata; Actinopteri; Kurtiformes; Apogonidae
Product: RNA polymerase II elongation factor ELL-like
Exons: 4
Coding region: 104-454 (116 amino acids)
Biological process (GO): snRNA transcription by RNA polymerase II; transcription elongation by RNA polymerase II; positive regulation of transcription elongation by RNA polymerase II
Cellular component (GO): transcription elongation factor complex
Molecular function (GO): cis-regulatory region sequence-specific DNA binding
Source: RefSeq, a predicted model, not a curated record
AGCAUUCACGCGGAACCGUCCAGUCUGUUCUUCUCCGCCUCAGCCCGGUUGGGUUCUUUUCUAUCGGCUUCGCUCGGUUCCGGUACCGGGGUUCGGAUGCAGGAUGUGCGCCCUGAAGGAGAGCCAGUGUUACGGACUGUCCGGCGGGAAACCAGGCGGAAACGUCUCCGUGUUUCACGUUAAACUGACUGACAGCGCGGCGCGAGCCAUCGGAACCUUUAACGGCGGAAAGGGCAGCUCCUCCCAUCCCACCAUCUGCUUCAGCGGAAACCAAGGGAGAAUCACUAUCCCUCAUUCAGACAGUACAGACGAAGUGAGAAUAUUCACCUUUGAUGUGAAAAAUAUUGCCCAAGACAAUCCACACGGAAGUUUCGAGGUUGUCCAACAGCACACCACAAGCGCUACAGAGGAGUUGUCAUGUCUCGGGGUGAUUCAGAAGGAAGAUGAACGGUGA